CUUGUAAUGCGAGUGCUUUCGGUUCAGAAAUCUCUACGAUUUCACACUCCCGGUAUCGUUAAAUGUUAACCCCAGAUCAAGAAGCCGAUGAACCUGGGCAUUACAUUUAAACUUUGCGCGAUUAAAACUCUAUAAACUCGAGGAAUACCGAAAAAAAUACUUGCAACAUAUACAAUAUCAAAGUUGUUACAAUGCCGUUCUAUAUAGCCGUCUUGUCAGAUUGAAAACACUUUUUCUACCGCCAGUCCAGUCGUUAUCAAGUCGGCACUCGAAGUGGUUGGAUUGCACCAGAAGACUAGGAGUUACAGAUACUCAACUAGUCAGGUCGCGAGGAGUAUUGAAUAUACAUCCAUAAAUAGUGCCACACUUUCCUUAGACUCGAAGACAGCCGGAAUGUUUGCAACUUGAGUUGCACUAUCAGAGGUGCCAGAUAACCUCCAGCCUGCUGCGUGGACUUGGACGCGGAUCAGCUCAGAUCAGAUUGGCUUGGAUCGGAUCAGACAUCAUAAGGAAGUGGGAGGAAUCAGACAGUCUGCACAUUUGAAUUUAGCAAGUCAGACGUACCGUCGAGCAAAGACCCCAAUUAAGUGCAGCAAGACAUAAUACUAAGAGAGAUACGCUAUCAUGAUCGGAAAACAGCGCCUUUGGCAGACAAGUGUGGUGGGUCUGAUCUUGGCCAGCUUCAGUCUAUGCUCGGUGGUUUAUAUGGAACAGAUCGAGCGCUGGAUGCUCGAGUGGUUCAUGGUCCUCCGGCCAGGAACACUGAUCAGCGGCCUGUGGCAGUCACCCGCCAUGGACAUGAACAUGGAUCUGUACAUAUUCAACUGGACAAACUCGGAGAGCUUCAGCGAUCCCAGUGUUAAGCCCCGGUUCGAGGAGCUUGGACCCUACCGCUUCACGGAGCGGACGCAGAAGGUCGAUGUGCAGUGGCACGAUGAGAAUUCCACGGUGUCCUACUGGCGACGCAGUCGCUUCGAUUUCGAUCCAGAACUCAGUGCCGGACGUCCGUCAGAUCCCAUUGUGGCGCCCAACCUGCUCAUCGUGGCUCUGUACCAGAAGAUAGCCAUGUGGAGUCCCAUGCUGCGCUCCCUCAUGCUGUUGGCCCUAAACCUCUACGGCAGGGAGCAGGCCAUGAUCCGGCCCGCCAGCGAUAUGAUGUUCGACGGCUUCGACACGCCCAUGAUCAAGAUGAGCAAAAUGGUGCCACCUAGUUUCGUGCCGGAGAUGAAGUUCCCCUAUGAGAAGAUCGGCUAUGCCUAUCCACGCAAUGGCAGCAUGGAAGUCUACGGGCACCACAACGUCUACACGGGACAGGAUGAGUUCCAAAAACUGGGUCAGAUAGCCAGGUGGCGCUACAACAACGUCACAGAGGCCAGUCCCAGAUGCAAGCUGAAGGGCAGUACCGGGGAGUUCCACCCGCUACCGCUGGUGAAGGGCAGACCCAUAUCCUAUUUCCUGCCGGAUCUGUGCCGUGAGCUGCAGGUGGACUACUCCGGCACCGCCAUCUUCGAGGGCAUUGAAGCUUUCGUGUACAGAGGCAGUGCGCGCAACAUGGCCAACGGUACUGAUAACCCGGAUCACAGCUGCUAUUGCCAGGACAACUGCCAGGAGGUGAGAUCCGGUCUGCUCAACAUAUCCUCCUGUUGGUACGGAGCGCCUGUCUUUGCAUCCUUUCCGCACUUCUAUAAGGCGGAUCCCUACUACGCGGAGCAGGUGGAGGGCAUGAAGCCCGACAAGGAUCGCCACGAGAUGGUCAUUAUGUUGGAGCCCAAAACCGGCAUGGUGCUGGAGAUCAAGGCGCGCCUUAUGGCCAACAUGCUGGUCGAGCCGAAAACUCAUUUAAUCUACCGCAACGCGAGAAGAACAUUCUUUCCGUUGAUCUGGGCGGACUACAAUGUCCGCAUCUCGGAUGAUCUUCUGGGCUACGUGAAGCUAAUGCUGAUCCUCCAGUUUGUGGGCAAGAUCUGUGGCAUCCUGGGCGUGGUCUUGGGUGUGCUGAUGGUAUUCUGGUAUCCCCACAAAAUGAUCUGGCAGAAAAGCCUGAUGCAGAAGAUCGAGAUUAGUGCCAUCGAAACAAAUCGGUCAUUGGAGACCGUGAAGAACAGUGAUGUGGAGGACUCGCCGCUGCUGAAAGGAUUGCAGUACACAGGGGCCAAGGAUGGGGCGGGAAAUGCAAACUAAAGAUUUAAGUUAUUUAAGUGCGUCAUAUGUUUAAGUUUUCAAGAUUUUUCUUGCCUAGUCU
This is a messenger RNA of Drosophila teissieri, 2242 nucleotides long. Its product is annotated as protein peste. NCBI's taxonomy places the organism in Eukaryota, Metazoa, Arthropoda, Insecta, Diptera, Drosophilidae. Gene Ontology annotation, molecular function: scavenger receptor activity. The transcript has 6 exons. Gene Ontology annotation, cellular component: membrane; cytoplasm. The record is from RefSeq and is a predicted model, not a curated record. Bases 625 to 2181 code for a protein of 518 amino acids.